Coregonus sp. 'balchen' is the source of this 26198-nucleotide messenger RNA. Lineage: Eukaryota; Metazoa; Chordata; Actinopteri; Salmoniformes; Salmonidae. The record is from the annotation of a GenBank genome assembly.
AGUCUGAAUGUCCAGGUGGAAGAGGUGCGUAUCCGGGCCAUCUCGUCCCAGCGUAAAAGGGUCCCUCUGACGGAGGGCUACCUGGAGGUGAAGGACGGGGGGAAGUGGAGACAGAUCUGUGACUUGGAGUGGACUGAGAUGAACAGCCGGGUCAUCUGUGGGAUGUACGGUUUCCCUGGAGAGAAAGGAUACAACACUAAAGUCUACAAGUGAGCAGCAUAAGAGAAAAGAGGGAAAGAUACAUGUAGACUUCAUGAAGUGCUCCCAAAUGUGUGUGUCUCUCUCUCAUCAUAUUCCAUUUAGUUGGACUCGAGUGAUAGCCCGUGCAUGCGCACACGAAAAGUUUUGCUCAAGCCCAACAAAAUGUAAUAUAACGUUGCGAUAAAGUUUGGAAUUACACAAUUUCAUGUGUACAACAUCUAAAGACCUGCACACUUCUAUAUCAUGCCAUUUACAUCCAAAAUACAGAUUUAGUAAAAUAAAAUAAAAAAAGACAAAAAAAUGGGAAUCUCUCCUUUAAAUGUGCCAGAUUGUUUAUUCCAGCAGGCAGCCAUAUCAUUCUGGCCUGUAUCCCUCUAUUGGCUCUCUUCUAGGGGAGGGGGUCGGUCCUUGCACCACCAGAUGCUGUUGGAAGUAGUGUGGGGGGCCAGUAGGGGCACUCAUCCCAUUUGGUGGCCCUACAAAGGGUCCUGUCCCUCACAUGAGACAUUAAACUAAAGCUCUGACUCUCAGUGGUCACUAAAACUCAUGUGGCACUUGUGAGAGAAGUGGUGUUAACUGGAGCAGAAGAGAAAGUGGUUGGGCAACAAUCACACUUUGUGUGUGUCCACUAAUAUUCCCACAAAAGUAUUUUGUUUCACACUUGGACCAUGAAUGACUUGGACCAUGAAUGACUUGGACCAUGAAUGAGAAAACAUCUCUACUGGGAAAACCUUACUAUUACUGGUCCAUUACUGUGGACUAGCCCCUUCAUCUUUUACAGGCUAUGAGAGCAGAGUCAGGAGGGUCAGCUUGUAAAGUUUAAUAUUAGCACUCCAUCAACCCUUAAGACAAGAUGAUUAUAACCUAAAAUGUUAUAUCUUGUGUUCACUUCUGUUGGUCUGACUGCGUCUGUGCAGGAUUUGAUAGCUUGGACCUAAGUCUUUAAAUGUAGGACAUGCUGUUUUCAUUAAAUACUCUAGUUGACUGGAAGGAAGAAAAGCCCUGGGUUACGUCCCAAAUGGCACCCUAUUCCCUACAUAGUGUACUACUUUUGACCAGAGCCCUAUAGACCUUGGUCAAAAGUAGUGCACUAUAGGGUAUAGGGUACCAUUUGGGAUUAAGCCCUGGCCUCUCUUCCUAGCCCACUAUAGUUGAGCUGAGCCCCUCUGACCUCCUUGACAGAUUACUUCCAUUUGACUCUUAAAAGGACUGGUAAUGGGAAUCACAGGGGGUGGGACCUUAAUUGGGGAGGACGGGCUCGUGGUAAUGGAAUCAGUGGAAUGGUAUCAAAUACAUCAAACAUAUGGUUUCCAUGUGUUUGAUGCCAUUCCAUUUGCUCCAUUUCAGCCAUUAUUAUGAGCCGUCUUCCCGUCAUCAGCCUCCACUGUUGGGAAUUGCAUAUCGUUUUGACUACAAUACUGCCAUUGUACUUUGUACUAAAACAGUCAAUAAAAAAAGUUUACAAUUCCCAAGUUGAACUGGGGAAAUGUCUUAAUUCAUGAGGGGUAGGGUAGUGUUUUAUGUAUUAAAAAACAAAACAUUUUGUAUAAUGUUUCCUCAUCAGGUACUGUAGACAAUAUCAUGUUUUCACAGCAGGCUAAAAGAUGAAAAUGUACCAUUUCAAUUCAGUGCAUUUCAACUAAAUUCUAUUCAAAUCGACUCAACUCAAUCUCUUUGUUCUCCUGUCUCAGGCUGCUGGCUAAGCGCAGGAAGAAGAACUACUGGGGCUUCGGGGUGAACUGCACGGGGAACGAGGCUAGCCUGCACGGCUGUAAGCUGGGCCACAAGGUGGAGCUGAGGAAUAAUGCCACCUGUGAGAAGGGCUUGCCCGUGGUGGUCAGCUGUGUCCCAGGACGGGCCUUUGCGCCCAGCCACGCCCAGGGCUUCAGCGAGGCCUACAGGGUGGAGGUAGGUUGGAUCAUCUGGAACGAGAGAGAGCAUAUAAUUGUGAUUCAUAGGACCUCUAUGCAAGAGACUGCUUAUGAUGGAGACGUCUCUGGCCUUUUAUCUUGUAUUGAAAUUGAAAGCAUUCAGAAGAGGAGAAAAUUAUGAAAGACAAACCUUAGUUGUUAAUGUUAAUUAAUGAAACGAAGCAGUUACAAUUACAGUUUGAUUUAGUGAUCUUUCCUAUAAAAUCCACUCUUUGAUUUCUGCAUUCUGCCUUGUGCUGUUUUGUAUCACGUUGCAUGUGAUUCAACUUAGAGACUCCAGCUGCAGAACACUGUGUUCGAACACUUCACAGAUGAGUCAUGGGCUCUGGACAAAAGAAAAAAUAGAUACACUGGGAUCUCAAACUCUCUCUCCCUUUCUCUGUCUGUGAUUCACAAUAAGCUCCGAUGUAUGGAACAAUAUGAUACUGUUUAUCUUUGUGUGGUUCUACUAACAAAAUCCAUAUAUGAGUUAAUGGACUGUUUCAGUAAAAAAACAUACACACGUCUCGAAGUAAUUGGAUAUUUUAAAAACUAUGCCAAGUGAUUGUAAACUAUUGUUUCUCAUUAACAGUAGGCCUAACACCAUUAAUUGUUUCCGCAGCAACCCCUGGUGCGUUUGAGAGGCGGGGCCAACAUAGGGGAGGGGCGAGUGGAAGUGCUGAAAAAUGGUGAAUGGGGCACCGUCUGCGAUGACAGCUGGAACCUGAAGGCAGCCACCGUGGUGUGUCGAGAACUGGGCUUCGGUAGUGCCAAGGAGGCCCUCGCUGGAGGCAAGCUGGGACAAGGUAGGUCUCUACUCUCUCUCUCUGUCUCUCUCUCCCAUUCAAGUACAUGAAUCUUCUGUAAUGGAAUAUGGAAGCAUUUAUCCAUAGUGAUCCAAGUCUCAGACCAACCACCUCUGCCAUCCACUAUUCAGAUACUGUAUAAUCACACAGUAACAGAGGAUACUUUUCUGUUUUUCUUGAUCUGCUGUCAGUCUGUGUCUUGUACCACCUUGGCUCUAGUUACAGAGCAAACACUGCCAGAGAAAUGUUCCUGUCCAGUCACAUGCUGGAGACAGGACACAGCAGGAAGGGAGUGAUCACAUAUUAUUGUGGAAAAUCCAUUUUUGUUCACAUGAAUUAUUUUGACUUGACAAAGUUUUAAAAAGAGAGAGGAGAGCGAGAACAGUUCAAUGUUCCCAAGUGCCCCUCUUGAAUGGGUCAGAGUUGGCUUAAAAUUGGCAGGAGAGUUCAUAUCCACUCUCAGUGUGAUUUCUACUCCUGUUAGGCAUCAUUGCUAUGCAAUUAAACAUAGUGGGCCGGUUUCCCAGACACAGAUUAAGCCUAGUCCUGAACUAAAAAGCUCUUUCAUUGGAGGGCUCUCCAUUGAGAAUGCUUUUUAGUCCUGAACUACGUUAAAUCAUUAUCUGGGAAACCAGUCCAGUGUCCUGGAUUAUUGAAAGCAUUGUAGAAAAGGCUUAUGGAGUUGGUGGAAUCGUCCUUUAAUUCAUGGCCACUUGCGCAGCUGGGCCAGAGCGCUUUAAUUAGAUCAGGUGGAAAUGUCAGACAGAGCUCAACUCAUUAAAAGGAGGAAAUCGCCACUGCCCGACCUCGCUGCUUUCUCUUCCCCAACUCUGUGCGUCCACGAAUCAACGUAAAUCCACCAAAUCUGUUAUCUUUCAUCUGAUCUAUCUGUUGUGAUCUGGAGGGCGGGCCAUAAGUUAUUGUUUAUAUUUAUUACAGCGGAGCGCGGCUUGGAGCGCACACUUCAACCCUAUUGUGUUAUGUCAAUGGACAAUGAUCACUGCCCUGCAGAUAAUCACAGGCCAAUUAUUCCAUUGAAAUCUGGUUAUAAUGUAAUGAAAUGACAUGUACAUAUGAAGACAAACCUGGAAGGAUGAAAUAUGAAACUUAAUUAUUAUUUGCUACAUUGAUAAAUCAUGAUAUAAAAUUGAUUGAGAUUAUAGAUUGAAUAAUUGAUAACUGAUAGAUUUAUUUGCAUUAUCAUUAUCAAGUGUAGCUCAGCUGGUAGAGCAUGGCGCUUACAACGCCAGGGUUGUGGGUUCGAUUCCCACGGGGGGCCAGUAUGAAAAAUGUAUGCACUCACUAACUGUAAGUCGCUCUGGAUAAGAGCGUCUGCUAAAUGACUAAAAUGUAAUGAUCAUGCUUCAUAUUAAAUUACUGAAUUACCUCGUUGUCACGAUCGUCUAAUGAGGGAGACCAAGGCGCAGCGUUGCGGGUGAACAUAUUUAUAUUUAUUACUAUAUCACACGAUCAAAACAAAGAACGAAACGUGAAGUCCUUCGAUACCAAACCAAAAGGAACAAGAAACCACAAAACACAAAGUGCAAGACAAACAGUUAAAUAUGGCUCCCAAUCAGAGACACCCAGCUGACACUCGUUGCCUCUGAUUGGGAGUCACUCAGCCCAACAUAGAAAAUUAAACAUAGACUUACACACCCUGGCUCAACAUAACAUAGUCCCCAGAGCCAGGGCGUGACAGUACCCCCCCCCAAAGGCGCGGACUCCGGCCGCGCCAAACAACCACAACAGGGGAGGGACCGGGUGGGCACUCCGCCUCGGCGGCGGAUCCGGCUCCGGACAUGACCCAGGCACGGGUUGUGCUGGACUGACGACGCACACCCCUGGCUUGAUGCGUGGAGGAGGAACGGGCCGGACCGGGCUGACGAAGCGCACCCCUGACUUGGUGCGGGGAGCAGGAAUGAGCCGGGCCGGGCUGACAUCGCACACCAUUGACCCGGUGCGGGGAGCUUGGACGGGCCGGACCGGGCUGGCGACGCGCACCACAGACUUGGUGCGGAGAGCAGGAACGGGCCGGACAGGGCUGACGACGCACACCACUGGCUUGGUGCGGGAAGCUUGGAUGGGCCGGACUGGGCUGGCGACGCGCACCACAGACUUGGUGCGGAGAGCAGGAACGGGCCGUGCCGGACUGACGACGCACACCACUGGCUUGGUGCGGGAAGCUUGGAUGGGCCGGACUGGGCUGGCGACGCGCACCACAGACUUGGUGCGGAGAGCAGGAACGGGCCGGGCUGGGCUGUCGACGCACACCGUAGGCUUUGUGCGUGGAGCAGGAACAGGCCGGGCUGGGCUGUCGACACGCACCACUGACUUGGUGGGAAUGGCAGGAAAAGGCCGGGCUGGGCUGUCGACGCGCACCACUGACUUGGUGGGAAUGGCAGGAACAGGCCGGGCCGGGCUGACGACGCGCACCACUGACUUGGUGGGAAUGGCAGGAACAGGCCGGGCUGGGCUGACGACGCGCACCACUGACUUGGUGGGAAUGGCAGGAACAGGCCGGACCGUACUGGGGACACACACCACUGGCCCCACGCAGGGAUCAGGAACGGGCCGGACCGGACUGGUAACACACCCCAGUACCUCUCGCCGUGCCUCCACACUUUCCCUCUCCUCUGUGCCCAGUGGCCCCCCUAACCUGGCGGCCUUCUCUGCCAACGCUUUGCACCGCUCUAACCCGUACACCUGCUGGCCCGACGUCGUGAGCCCCCCCCUAAAAAUUUCCUGGGGGUCUCUCCUCCCUCUUGCCAGACUCGCAAUCAUCUCCUCCCACGUCCAUCCUCUCUCCUCGUCCCGCUGCUUGAUCCAGUCGAGGUUGCCACGGAGAUCUGCCAGCGAUGGCUCCUGAACACGCUGCUUGGUCUGGUUAAGGUGGUUUCUUCUGUCACGAUCGUCUAAUGAGGGAGACCAAGGCGCAGCGUUGCGGGUGAACAUAUUUAUAUUUAUUACUAUAUCACACGAUCAAAACAAAGAACGAAACGUGAAGUCCUUCGAUACCAAACCAAAAGGAACAAGAAACCACAAAACACAAAGUGCAAGACAAACAGUUAAAUAUGGCUCCCAAUCAGAGACACCCAGCUGACACUCGUUGCCUCUGAUUGGGAGUCACUCAGCCCAACAUAGAAAAUUAAACAUAGACUUACACACCCUGGCUCAACAUAACAUAGUCCCCAGAGCCAGGGCGUGACACUCGUUAUGUUAAUAAUGAGAAUGAUUGUUAUGAUUUGACUUUUGUGAUUAUGAAUUGAUUGGAUACAUGUUAUUAUGUUUCCUUUGUUAUGUAGCACAGACAAACUACCCAGUAAAUAUACCACUUUGUGGUUAAAGGAAUUUCCGCCUCAUUCUCCUCCAUUCCUCUCAGUCACCUGACCCGUGACCACCUGUUCACCUUCACUAUUGUCAGUCAUCCUACCUGUCCAGCUACCCACACAGAUUAUAAUAAUAUUUCAAUGGUCCUUCGAGCCGGAUGAUGACUGAACCAAAGAAAAGGAAAUGGAGGAGGAGAAGGAAGAAUUGUCUCCACUGGAAGGAAGGAGAGAGGAAGAAAUACCAGCUGAGGCUAAAGAUGAGGGUAAUGUCCUGGAACAAAUAAAAGAUCCAGGAACUAAGCUUAAAACACGAAAGAAGGCUUCAUCUUCAACCACCAGCAGCACCAAGAGAACCAGACAACCACCUGUUUAUCUUAAGGAUGAUGUGGUGGAGUUUCCCCCACCAAAGGGCAAGCCCACUAGGGCUUAAAGUAGCAAUGGAUCAACUGUACAUUUCAGCCAUCAACCAUCCCGUCCAAGCCAAGGACCGGAAACUGCUUUGGAACGGGAGAGUGGUCUACAGGAAGAACCCAUGGAAGAGGUAUCUCCCACAGCACAGGUCGACCAGCUCCCCAAGGCGGGCUCCGCUCACCCCUUAUGUAAUGGGAAAUCGUUCAGGCACUCUAGACGGAGUGAGAGUUUGACCGGUGGAUACCCCUUUGGAGGUGGCCAUGGCAGCCGCCAUUCACUAGCCCUCAGCGAUUCACAGACCGCUGUCCUACGAGAGAGGAUGAAACUACUAGCGUUGGAGGAAAUUGAGCGUCAGAUUGAGGAGGAACGACAGGCUGAUGAACGAUGUCACCUAUUGGAUGUGCAGGCCCGUAGAGCUCUACAGGAAUGGAAAUUCAUUGCCAAAGACCUGGCACAGCAGCGGCGCCGCCGUCAAGCAAGAUGGGAAUUGGAGGAGGCACGGAUGGUCUCAUCCUUCCUGGAGAGGAACGAACAGGGAGUUGACCUGACCACCACUCCACAUGGACCUGACCUGUCUGCCUUUCUUUCCCAAUCUGCUCCUCUGGUACAGUAUGGGACACAGUCCCCGGAGGCUCCACGGUCAACAGCCAGCAUGGACCACGGGGGACAGGCCGCUCUAUGCCAGUGACACAAGUUAGCAUUCCUCCUCCAUCUAGCCAAAGCACCUCUCCUUCACCUUUCCGCCAAUUACCAACAACGGCAAAUCAUUCCUCUCGUCCAGGGCCUGUACCAGGCCAGUCAUCAACCAUCAGGGGGGAGAGCUCUCACUCGAUUCAGGCUGCCACCAAUGGAGGGUCUGGGCUGGUAGGGGAAAAGACCAACGAGGCCACAGUGAGCUCCUCAGCAGUCCCGGGUUAUCCUUCACGCAACCAGAAGAGGGAGCCAAUAUCAUGAAACUGCUUGUAGCCUCAGCCUAUGGAAUUCCCAGACCCAGACUGCCAUACUUUGAGAGCAGAAAGGAGAGUGAUUUUGUCCUCUUGAAAAUGGCAUUGGAGAGUCUACUGGGUUUUCACAGUCAUCUGUCAGAAUGCCUCAAAUGCCAAGUGCUGAUGGAUCACUUGCGGUUUCCCAGUGCAUACAAGCUGGCCAAAUCCUUUAUGCACUCCGCAACACCAUACACUGCCACUCUCCAGGCCCUGAAAGCGAGAUAUGGUGAGCCACGCCAGCUAGUCUAGAAUGAACUAAACAACAUCCUGAGUACGUCUCCAAUCAAAACAGUAGACCAUGCUGCCUUCCAGGAGUUCUCCCUUGCUGUCCAAUCCCUGACCUCGACGCUCCAAUCCGUUGAAGGAGAGGACGGGAACGAGCUGAAAUGUGGCUCCCACGUAGACAGGCUCCUUGGCAAGCAUCCAGCCCAACUCAGAGACAGUUUCAUCAAACAUUGUUUGAACAAAGGCAUCCUGAAAGAGGGCUCGAGAGGCACCUACGCCCUCAAAGACCUGGCAGUAUGGUUGCAGGUGAAGGCGAGGGUGAAGAGCAUCGCUCACCAGGCCACAAUCUCAGCCCCAGCCUCUGGGGUAAGGAAGGAGUUUGAACGCUAGGAAGGUCAUAAAAGGCAGAAUCCCACUACCAUGUACUUAAAUAGUGAAGCCGGGGAGGAACCUGGAAGGGAGGAACCGGAAAGAAGACCUCUCUCAAGAACAUCAAAUUCCAGCCUUACUGUCCCUAUUGCAAUAGUAAGGGGCACUUUCCUGGGCUCAUGCGCCAGGGUACAAAAGCUCACUCGACCCCAAUUGAAGCCCUGGAUAACUUCAGGCGAGCGAUGCUACAAGUGUGCCCGUAGCCAUAAAGCCCAGACCUGCACAUUGAGGAAACCCUGCAAUCGCUGUAAGGAAAUCCAUCUCACAGUGUUGCAUGAUGUAAUUCACUAAGCAGUGAAGGAGCAGAGUAUGCUCAUGGUAGGAGCCGCAAAGGAGCUCAACCUCGAGCAGCAGAACCGGUCUCCAAGGGUCAUGUUGAAGGUGGUAAAGGUCACUCUGCAAAGCGAAGGGAGGAGCAUGGAUACAUUCUCCGUGCUAGAUGAUUGGUUUGAAAGAACAAUCAUUCUCCCAGCUGCCGCCUGGCAGCUUAACCUGGAGGGGACUCCCGAGAUCCUUAACCUCAGAACGGUGCGACAUGAUAUUAUCCAAGAGAAAGGCUCUUCCGUCACCUUCUGCGUUUCACCUUCAGGACAGAGGGACGUGGCUACAACAUCACUAAUGCCUUCACGGCAGAUGGCCUGAAUCUCGCAGAGCACUCCUGCCCGGUGAGUGUUCUACAGAAGCAAUAUCCUCACCUCAGAGGACUGCCUCUUCCUAACAUGGCCAGGGUUGCACCACUCAUCCUGAUCGGGCAGACCACCCACACCUCGUUACCCCAACCGAGCCUAUACGAGCUGGACCAGAAGGAGGGCCCAUUGCUGUCCAUACAUCCUUGGGUUGGGCUGUGCAGGGUCCAGCCCAUCUACUUAUCUCUACCCAAGCUGUAUAGUCACAGCAAGUCCUCUUUACCAGAAGCAGUCCAGCUUCAUCUCCCUGUCCAGCUACUGACCUCCUUCGGAAUGUGGAGAUGCUCUGGAAGAUGGACACCUUCUCCAACCGGAAGCUACAGGAGGUCACCCGUUCGAAACAUGACUCCUAUGCAUUAGACCUCCUGGAGAAGCACACCACCACCACUGAAAUGGAUGGCGUUCAGAGGUACGCGACCCCACUGCUACGGGUGCCCAACCAUCCUCCUCUGGCAACCACAACACGAGCUGUACUCCCAAUACUCCGCUGAACGGAGCGGCAACUGGUGAAGAAUCCUGAGCAUGCUGAAGUUCAGAACUGAGAGAUUCAUAACCUUGUGAAGGCAGGCUAUGUCACCAUGUUAUCCAGCACCUCCCGCCACAAGCCAGGUCCAGUAGCUGUGAAUUAUGGCUGUCGCAGUCUGGCGCUAACCCACAAGAGCCCACUCUAGGACUGAGAUGGAGUUGCAUACUGGAUACCCUGGGGUACAAGCACCACUCAGCCCUGAGCACCGAAACCCCCACUCUGCGCAUCAUCUAUCGGACCCUGGCCAAUCAAUACGAUCCCCUCGGGUAUAUCCUGCCAUACACAACCCGGGCCAAAGUCUUAGUCCAGGACCUGUGGCAGACCAAGAGGAACUGGGAUGAACCAAUCCACCCGGCUGACCUAAUUAAUAUUUGCUACAUUGAUAAAUCCUGAUAUCAAACUGAUUGAGAUUAUAGACUGAAUAAUUGAUAACUGAUCGAUUUAUUUGGAUUAUCAUUCUCAUGAUUAUGAUAAAUGGUUAUGAUCCUAAGUGACUCAAUCAUGCUUCAUAUUGAAUUCCUAUUGAACUGAAUUAUUGAAUUACCUCAUUAUGUUAAUAAUGAGAAUGAUUGUUAUGAUUUUACUUUUGUGAUUAUGAAUUGAUUGGAUACAUGUUAUUCUCUUUCCUUUGUUAUGUAGCACAGACAAACUACCCAGUAAAUAUACCACUUUGUGUUUAAAGGAAUUCCUGCCUCAUUCUCCUCCAUUCCUCUCAGUCACCUGACCCGUGACCACCUGUUCACCUUCACUAUAGUCAGUCAUCCUACCUGUCCAGCUACCUACACAGAUUAUAAUAAUCUUUCAAGCAUAGAGAUACAUAUUUCAUUCUGGGAUUGAGAGAGUGGGAUGAAUCUGACUCCCAGUGUGUCUUCUCUCCCCUGUAGGAAUGGGCCUGGUCCAUAUGAACGAGGUGAAGUGCUCUGGCUUUGAGAAAUCCCUGACAGAGUGCUACUUCAACAGAGAUGCCCUGGGCUGCAGUCACGAGGAGGAUGCUGCAGUUAGAUGUAAUGUUCCUGCCAUGGGCUUCCAGAACAGAGUGAGUAGGCCUAGUACAUGCCCACCACAUGUUGUUGCUUACAGUGCAUUCGGAAAGUAUUCAGACCCAUUCAGACCCCUUGACUUUUUCCACAUUUUGUUACGUUACAGCCUUAUUCGAAAAUGGAUAAAAGUAAAUUUUUCCCUCAUAAAUCUACACACAAUACCCCAUAAUGACAAAGCGAAAACAGGUUUUUGAAAAGUUUGCAAAUGUAUUAAAAUAAAAAAUAGAAAUACCUUUAUUACAUAAUAAUUUGACCCUUUGCUAUGAGACUCGAAAUUGAGCUCAGGUGCAUCCUAUUUCCAUUGAUCAUCCUUGAGAUGUUUCUACAACUUGAUUGGAGUCCACCUGUGUUAAAUUCAAUUGAUUGGACAUGAUUUGGAAAGGCACACACCUGUCUAUUUAAAGUCCCACAGUUGACAGUGCAUGUCAGAGCAAAAACCAAGCCCGUAGAGCUUCGAGACAGGAUUGUGUCGAGGCACAGAUCUGGGGAAGGGUACCGAAACAUUUCUGCAGCAUUGAAGGUCCACAAGAACACAGUUGCCCCCAUCAUUCUUAAAUGGAAGAAGUUUGGAACCACCAAGACUCUUCCUAGAGCUGGCCGCCCGGCCAAACUGAGCAAUUGGGAGAGAAGGGCCUUGGUCAGGGAGGUGACCAAGAAACCGAUGGUCACUCUGACAGAGCUCCAGAGUUCCUCUGUGGAGAUGGGAGAACCUUCCAGAAGGACAACCAUCUCUGCAGCACUCCACCAAUCAGGCCUUUAUGGUAGAGUGGCCAGACGGAAGCCACUCCUCAGUAAAAGGCACAUGACAGCCCGCUUGGAGUUUGCCAAAAGGCACCUAAAGGACUCUCAGACCAUGAGAAAAAAGAUUCUCUGGUCUGAUGAAACCAAGAUUGAACUCUUUGGCCUGAAUGCCAAGUGUCACGUCUGGAGGAAACCAGGCACCGCUCAUCACCUGGCCAAUACCAUCCCUACGGUGAAGCAUGGUGGUGGCAGCAUUAUGCUGUGGGGAUGUUUUUCAGCGGCAGAGACUGGGAGACUAGUCAGGAUCGAGGCAACGAUGAACGGAGCAAAGUACAGAGAGAUCCUUGAUGAAAACCUGCUCCAGAGCGCUCAGGACCUCAGACUGGGGCGAAGGUUCACCUUCCAACAGGACAACAACCCUAAGCACACAGCCAAGACAAAGCAGGAGUGGCUACGGGACAAGCCUCUGAAUGUCCUUGAGUGGCCCAGCCAGAACCCAAUCCAACAUCUCUGGAGAGACCUGAAAAUAGCUGUGCAGCGACGCUCCCCAUCCAACCUGACAGAGCUUGAGAGGAUCUUUCCGAAUACACUGUAUGGGUAUUACACAAUGAUUUAUAUAAACCCUGGAUUGCUGAUGCUAUGUAUUGACCAUUGAGAGGCUUUGAAGCCACUGGUCGGCAUAGCCGCGGGAAGUAUGGGUACUGAGGCUGCAGUACUUCUAUAGUACUUGUAUGUUACUUGUAUAUUACUAAUAUAAGUCAUAUAACUGUAUUGCCAACCAUUGCCAUUUGCAAAUGAACAAAUCCACUCAAUGUUAGUUUUAUGUCAUCCGUUUACAUUUACGUCAUUUAGCAGACGCUCUUAUCCAGAGCGACUUACAAAUUGGAUGUGCACAUUUUUUUUGUUAUUGUGAUUUCACUAUUGACACCAAACACACAUUUUUGCCAAACAUUUUCAUAAUAUAAUAAAUAUUUAAUGUUAUAUUGCCUCUGAAAAUACUUUAGGUAAAGCCUUUCACAGCCAAAGAUAGGAUUUAUGGCAAAUCUUUGAGUUUUCUCUGCAGAACAGAAUACUCAACACAGAUGUGAGGGAAUAUACUACCUCUUUUGAAUCAAGUGGAUUUUUGGGCUCAUAAUAAACAGUUAAUCUGUGGCCUAGCUGUCUAGCGGUCUAAGCCGCUGCCCCAGAACACAUACAUUUACAUUUUAGCAGACGCUCUUAUCCAGAGCGACUUACAGUUAGUGAAUACAUAUUUUUUUAUACUGGCCCCCCGUGGGAAUCGAACCCACAACCCUGGCGUUGCAAACGCCAUGCUCUAUCAACUGAGCUACAUCCCUGCCGCCAUUCCCUCCCCUACCCUGGACGACGCUGGGCCAAUUGUGCACCGCCCAUGAGUCUCCCGGUCGCGGCCGGCUGCGACAGAGCCUGGAUUCGAACCAGGAUCUCUAGUGGCACAGUUAGCACUGCGAUGCAGUGCCUUAGACCACUGCGCCACUCAGGAGUACUGCUGCAGCAUGGGUUCGAAUUCAACCCACUGCUAUUUCAGCACUUUCUCCUCCUGUCUUCCCUCUCUAUCUCUACCAUGUCCAAUAAACCCCCAAAAUAUGAGCAGAAUGGGACUGCCUUUAUAAACAUCUAAUCUCUGGUUGCAGCUGCGUCUGAGCGGUGGGCGGAACCCAUUUGAGGGGCGCGUGGAGGUGCUGGCGGAGAAGAACGGCUCGUUGGUGUGGGGCACGGUGUGCAGUGACAGCUGGGGCACCAUAGAGGCUACAGUCGUGUGCAGACAGCUGGGUCUCGGUUUUGCCAACAACGCCUUCCAGGUGAGUUUAUACAAAUCAAAAUCUCAUCACAUUGGCUGGUCAGCCAGACAAUCAAGAGCCUAACAUUCUUUGACAAAGGGUACAUUUCACACACAAAAACAUUAUGUAGAUAUACUGUACAGUAAAACUAUUACUAUUUAUAUGCUUCUGUGUAAGUAUCAACAACAUGUCAUAAUAUUAAAGGGUUAAUUAUACCUUUUGUAUGAUUUUGUGAUUGGACCACACAGAUAAGCUUGGGUUUUCCCCCUAGUGUGGAUGUUGGGGAAAUAGUCUUCGUAAUACUUUGUAAAAGUACGUAAAAUCUGGUCUUCCUCUAUUUCAAGUGGGCCUCAGUUAUAUACGUUAGAGCCACCAGCAAACCCCAUUUAUCCAUUUGGCGCUUAUAUACGUCCUUUCGCUGUAAACAGCUGGAGAUGUUCACUAAAGGAAAGUAAAAGGGGCUCCGACCUUAGAGCUUAUAGUCUCCACACUGAAGGAGGUGAUGGAGUGAGGAGUGGCUACAGGCUAGUCCGGGAUACUAUAAACUUCACAUGUACAGGCCUGUGACUAUAUGGCAUAGGUGAACAGUGUACAUUUGGUGGUGGGGAGUUCAUUCCUGCUCUUUGAAGUUUAAUUGGCCCACCACAAUCAGCAAACUGUAUAUAGGCUACGUACACUUAUCUGCUGCUGAUUAGUGCUGCCAUUUUCAUUAUUUGUUGUAUUUAAAGGGUGAUUCAAGAGCUGUCUUUAGUCCCAUGGUGUGUGAUACACCACUCUAAGGAAAGCCCUCGACACACCACCGAAAGGAAAGCACUAUCUGCGUUCUUUAUUUUAAAAAUCUUGCAGUUCGGUCUACAGUUUGAGACUUUCUCUAAUUUGCAGUGUACUAAGAACUGCUGAAUGCCACUGGCAGUGGUGAUAUAAGUCUGGAAAGUAUUUAUGAAUCAUGGAAUAACUGGGUUUAUGGGAGGGAGAGUUUUAUGAGUGGAAAUUGGACUGGGCUGAUAGAGCUCUUCUGCACAGUAAUUGCGUGAUUGUGUGAUUUUGAUGAUUGUGUACUAAUGCUCGUUUUAAUGGCAGUUUACAUGUGUCAUUAUAUGUUUGGGGAUCCUUUAAAUGUACUUGGACCUAGCACACACACACCCAUGUGCACAGACAGACACUUUCCUGCAGAGAUUCAGACAUGUUAUGUUAACAGAGAGGUUAGUCUGUUACAAAAGCCUGUUGGUGUGGAUAGCAGAGCAGAGCAGAGCGAAGUAGCAGAGCCCAUCCCAGAAGGUGGAGCAGCAGCAGCAGAGUAGAACAGUCCAUCAUCAAGCACACACAGCCUCCUGACAGCCUGCUCUGGUGCCUCUUUCCAGACAGCCUGCUCUGGUGCCUCUUUCCAGACAGCCUGCUCUGGUGCCUCUUUCCAGACAGCCUGCUCUGGUGCCUCUUUCCAGACAGCCUGCUCUGGUGCCUCUUUCCAGACAGCCUGCUCUGGUGCCUCUUUCCAGACAGCCUGCUCUGGUGCCUCUUUCCAGACAGCCUGCUCUGGUGCCUCUUUCCUGACAGCCUGCUCUGGUGCCUCUUUCCAGACAGCCUGCUCUGGUGCCUCUUUCCUGACUGACAGCUCUGAUGCCUCUUUCCUGACAGCCUGCUCUGCGCUCUAAGGUUGCUUCCCAAAUGGCACCCGAUUCCCUAUAUAGUGCACUGGUCAAAAGCAGUGCACUAAGGAAAAUAGGGUACCAUUUGUGACACACACUAAGUGUUUCUGCAGGCAGCGGAACAGACAGAAAAUAUGAUACUAAAGUCUAAAACCCUGUUCCUUCCGUAACCCCCCUCCGUCCCCCGCAACCCACCCACCCUUACUCCUUCCGUGGGAGAUCCUGGAAAUAAUUAGUUUUGCAGGAGUAUUCCUUUAGCUUUGGGCGUUGUCAGAUACAUACAGAUGAUAGCAUAAAGAGGCUGAGUCAGAUCCAUGAGGACAGAUGUAAUACAUUCUCUCUCUCUCUCUCUCUCUCUCUCUCUCUCUCUCUCUCUCUCUCUCUCUCUCUCUCUCUCUCUCUCUCUCUCUCUCUCUCUCUCUCUCUCUCUCUCUCUCUCUCUCUCUCUCAUGCUUCAGUGUUGCUUGCCUCGAAGCGAGCAUAUAAGUAAUUUAGCUCGUCUGGUAGGCUCGUGUCACUGGGCAGCUCGUGGCUGUGCUUCCCUUUGUAGUCUGUAAUAGUUUGCAAGCUCUGCCACAUCUGACGAGCGUCGGAGCCGGUGUAGUACGAUUCAAUCUUAGUCCUGUAUUGACGUUUUGCCCAUUUGAUGGUUCGUCGGAGGGCAUAGCGGGAUUUCUUAUAAGCUUCCGGGUUAGAGUCCCGCUCCUUGAAAGCGUGAGCUCUUCCCUUUAGCUCAGUGCGGAUGUUGCCUUUAAUCCAUGGCUUCUGGUUGGGGUAUGUACGUAUGGUUACUGUGGGGACGACAUCAUCAAUGCACUUAUUGAUGAAGCCAGAGACUGAUGUGGUGUACUCCUCAAUGCCAUCGGAAGAAUCCCGGAACAUAUUCCAGUCUGUGCUAGCAAAACAGUCCUGUAGCUUAGCAUCUGCAUCAUCUGACCACUUCUUUAUUGACCGAGUCACUGGUGCUUCCUACUUUAGUUUUUGCUUGUAAGCAGGAAUCAGGAGGAUAGAGUUAUGGUCCGAUUUGCCAAAUGGAGGGCGAGGGAGAGCUUUGUACGCGUCUCUGUGUGUGGAGUAAAGGUGGUCUAGAGUUCUUUUCCCCUCUGGUUGCACAUUUAACAUGCUGGUCUAUCUUGUGAAGGGGUUUUGGACAAUCACAAUCAACUACAUCUAGGCAGAAGUUACCAUAUCCCAACAAUAGCUGUGCAGUCCCAUGACUUGCAGGGAUGGAAAUGUAGAUAGGGAAACCUCUUGUGGUAGGAUGAUGAAAUUACAGUUUUCCAUCUUGAGUUUGAAGAAUUGAAGCUGGGCCUAUGUUUGAUCAGUUUGUCUGUGUGGUGUUAUUUCUCACUACCAGGAGACAUGGUACUGGUCAGGAGAUGUGAGUGCUGAUGACGUGGUGAUGAGCGGGGUCAGGUGCUCGGGGACGGAGAUGACUCUGGCCCAGUGCCUCCAUCAUGGAAAACACCUCAACUGCCCCCGAGGGGGAGGACGCUUCGCUGCUGGAGUCUCCUGCUCUGAGAGUAAGUCACUGAUAAUAGCGGGGUCGCAUUCAUUAUGGCACACCGUUGGAAAACGUAAAAAAAGAUAUAUAUACUCUACCAGUCAAAGGUUUGGACACACCUACUCAUUCAAGGGUUUUUCUUUAUUUUUACAUUGUAGAAUAAUAGUGAAGACACCAAAACGAUGAAAUAACACAUAUGGAAUCAUGUAGUAACCAAAAAAGUGUUUAACAAAUCAAAAUAUAUUUUAUAUUUGAGAUUCUUCAAAUAGCCACCCUUUACCUUGAUGGCAGCUUUGCACACUCUUGGCAUUCUCUCAAUCAGCUUCAUGAGGUAGUCACCUGGAAUGCAUUUCAAUUAACAGGUGUGCCUCCAUAAAAGUUAAUUUGUGGAAUUUCUUUCCGUCUUAAUGUGUUUGAGCCAAUCAGUUGUGUUGUGACAAGGUAGGGGGGGUAUACAGAAGACAGCCCUAUUUGGUAAAAUACCAAGUCCAUAUUAUGGCAAAGAGAAACAACAGUCCAUCAUUACUUUAAGACAUGAAGGUCAGAACAUUUCAAGAACUUUGAAAGUUUCUUCAAGUGCAGUUGCAAAAUGCGCUAUGAUGAAACUGGCUCUCAUGAGGUCCGCCACAGGAAUGGAAGACCCAGAGUUACCUCUGCUGCAGAGGAUAAGUUCAUUAGAGUUACCAGCCUCAGAAAUUGCAGCCCAAAUAAAUGCUUCACAGAGUUCAAGUCACAGACACAUCUCAACAUCAACUGUUCAGAGGGGACUGUGUGAAUCAGGCCUUCAUGGUCGAAUUUCUGCAAAGAAACCACUACUAAAGGACACCAAUAAGAAGAAGAGACCUGCUUGGGCCAAGAAACACGAGCAAUGGACAUUAGACCGGUGGAAAUGUGUCCUUUGGUCUGGAGUCUAAAUUGAGAUUUUUGGUUCCAACCGCCGUGUCUUUGUGAGAUGCGGUGUGGGUGAACGGAUGAUCUCCGCUUGUGUAUUUCCCACUGUAAAGCAUGGAGGAAGAGGUGUUAUGGUGUGGAGGUGCUUUGCUGAUGACACUGUUUGUGAUUUAUUUAGAUUCCAGGUGAAGCUGGUUGAGAGAAUGCCAAGAGUGUGCAAAGUUGUAAUCAAGGUAAAGGGUGGAUAUUUGAAGAAUCUCAAAUAUAACAAAUAUUUUGAUUUGUUUAACACUUUUUUGGUUACUACAUGAUUCCAUAUGUGUUAUUUCAUAGUUUGUCUUCACUAUUAUUCUACAAUGUAAAAAAAAUAAAAAAAAUAAAGAAAACCCCUUGAAUGAGUAGGUGUGUCCAAACUUUUGACUGGUACUGUAUAUAAUAAUAAUAAUAAUAUUAAUAAUAAUGUUGUUCUUGGACAAGUCCAUUUUACCCCAAAAAAGUGUUGGUUGGCCAUUUUGCUGUUGUUUGAAUCCUUGAUUGGGUCUCUAUUCAAAGUGUGGGCUCUAAACUCUGUAUUAACAACAACAACCUCUCUUCGGCAUACAGCGGCCCCAGACUUGGUUCUAAACGCCCAAGUGGUGGAACACACCACGUACCUGGAGGACCGGCCAAUGUACAUACUGCAGUGUGCCAACGAGGAGCACUGUCUGUCCAGCAGCGCCGCCACCGCCACAACCUCCUCCUACCGCCGCCUGCUGCGCUUCUCUUCCCAGAUACACAACAACGGACUGACAGACUUCCGCCCAAGGGCCGCACACCACUCCUGGGUCUGGCACGAGUGCCACAGGUAGAGUAACAUGGGAGGAUGAAUUCCUGUGUCCUUCAGUUUAGUCAUUGAGUUAAGUAGUGGAAGAUAUGAUAAAGGGGGGUUGGACAAUGGCAUGCAAACGACCAUCGUUGUGAGUGUUACAUGAGUUGAGAACAAUCACGUGCUGCAAAAAAAGUCCUCUGGAGGUUGUCAUUGUUGCAGUCUUGUGAGAUCAUAGAUUUGUGGUCUAUGAUUUGUGGUACCUGCUGUGGUUGUACAGAAGCUGGUUAUGGUGAUGAUAAAGAGGGUGGUGAUGAUGAUGAUUGACUGUCUCUGUCUCCCUGUCCAGGCACUACCACAGCAUGGAGGUGUUCACCCACUAUGACCUACUGAGCCUCAACGGCACCAAGGUGGCAGAGGGACACAAGGCCAGCUUCUGUUUGGAGGACACCCAAUGUGAAGAGGGUAAAGAAGCUUUAAUGUGAAAAACAAAUUAUGAAUAUUAUCAUGACAAACCUCUUGUCUAUGUUCCUGAUUCUCUGCUUUAGUACUGUUGUCUCUCUGGCAGGUAUUGAGAAGAGGUACGAGUGUGCUAACUUCGGGCAGCAGGGCAUCACUGUUGGCUGCUGGGAUACGUACAGACACGACAUCGACUGUCAGUGGAUAGACGUGACAGACGUUGUGCCAGGAGACUACAUCUUCCAGGUGAGAAUCUUAUUUAAAGUUGUCUUAUUUCAAAACCGUCCCCCCCCCCACCCCAUAAUUUAAAAUAACAAUUAUGUUAAUAUAGGCAUGCGAGUCUCUACAUCCAAAUAUGAUAUGGGAACAAGGUGCUUGUAUAACAUGAGAAUCUUAUACGCUGAACAAAAAUGUAAAGUGUUGGUCCCAUGUUUCAUGAGCAGAUAUAAAAGAUCCCAGAAAUGUUCCAUAAGCACAAAAGUCUGAUUUCUCUCAAAUUUUGUGCACACAUUUUUUACAUCCCUGUUAGUGAGCAUUUCUCCUUUGCCAAGAUAAUCCAUCGGCCUGACAGGUGUGACAUAUCAAGAAGCUGAUUAAACAGCAUGAUCAUUACACAGGUGAACCUUGUGCUGGGGACAAUAAAAGGCCACUAAAAUGUGCAGUUUUGUCACACGACACAAUGCCACAGAUGUCCCAUUUUGAGGGAGCGUGCAAUUUGCAUUCUGACUGCAGGACUGUCCACCAGAGCUGUUGCCAGAUAAUGUAAUGUUUAUUUCUCUACAAUAAGCCACAUCCAACGUCAUUUUAGAGAAUUUGGCAGUACAUCCAACUGGCCUCACAACAUUAGACCACGCGUAACCACGCCAGCCCAGGACAUCCACAUCCGACUUCUUCACCUGCGGGAUCGUCUGAGCCCAGCCACCCGGACAGCUGAUGAAGCUGUGGGUUUGCUCAACCGAAUUAUUUCUGCACAAACUGUCAGAAACCGUCUCAGGGAAGCUCACCUGCGUGCUCAUCGUCCUCACCAGGGUCUUGACCUGACUGCAGUUUGGCGUCGUAACCGACUUCAGUAGACAAAUGCUCACCUUCGAUGGCCUCUGGCACGCUGGAGAAGUGUGCUCUUAAUGGAUGAAUCCCGGUUUAAACUGAGCGGUUUUCUGAUGUCAACGUUGUGAACAGAGUGCCCCAUGGUGGCGGUGGGGUUAUGGUAUGGGCAGGCAUAAGCUACGGACAACGAACACAAUUGCAUUUUAUCGAUGACAAUUUGAAUGCACAGAGAUACUGUGACGAGAUCAUGAGGCCCAUUGUCGUGCCAUUCAUCCUCCCCCAUCACCUCAUGUUUCAGCACGAUAAUGCACUGCCCCAUGUCGCAAGGUUCUGUACAAAAUUCCUGGAAACUGAAAAUGUCCCAGUUCUUCCAUGGCCUGCAUACUCACCAGACAUGUCACCCAUUGAGCAUGUUUGGGAUGCUCUGGAUCAACACGUACAACAGCGUGUUUCAGUUCCCGCCAAUAUCCAGCAAAUUCGCACAGCCAUUGAAGAGGAGUGGGACAACAUUCCACAGGCCACAAUCAACAGUCUGAUCAACUCUAUGUGAAGGAGAUCUGCCGCACUGCAUGAUGGUGGUCAUACUAGAUACUGACUGGUUUUCUGAUCCACGCCCCUACCCUUUCUUUUUAAAAGGUAUCUGUGACCAACAGAUACAUAUCUGUAUUCCCAGUCAUGUGAAACCCAUAGAUUAGGGCCUAAUGAAUUUAUUUCCAAAGACUGAUUUCCUUAUAUGAACUGUAACUCAGUAAAUCUUUGAAAUUGUUGCAUGUUGCGUUUAUACUUUUGUUCAGUGUAAUAAGCUUGGAGUAGUGACAGUUCUUCUUUCCACUUUUUGUUCCGUGGCGUUAACUGGAGUCGAUUAAUUUCAAUGGAAUCCACUGUUACUCAUUCAGCUGGUCACUCUCCCAGCAUUUUAUAAUUGUUACAAUUUCACUAAUGGUUGCUGCCAAAGCAGAUCUGUCUUUUAGUCAUAGCAAGAGUAUGUGGGUGCUCUGAUGACAUCAUCAAUACGUUGUUUCUCUCCCUAGGUUGUGAUCAACCCAAACUAUGAGGUAGCAGAGUCCGACUACACCAACAACAUUAUGAAGUGCAGGUGUCGAUAUGACGGCCACAGGAUAUGGAUGUACAACUGUCAUAUAGGUAAGAGACUGGAGAUAACAGUGGAGAUUACUGGCCACAGCCUUAUUGAAUGUGAUGGACACUUGUCAUGUUCAAAGCCAUUGUCUAUGGAUGACCACAUUCUGAAGAGACUUAAAUUCAUAGAGUAAAUAAAUGCGUGAAAAGGCAAUCGCAAAAUUCAAAUAAACGUUUUAAUAGUAUGGCAUCCCGGUCUUGAUCAAGGACAGACUUUUCACCUUGACGGUUCAGUUAUUCAAACCAGCAACCUUUCGAUUACUGGCCCAACACUCUAACCGCUAGGCUACCUGCCUCAUCAAGUGUAAAGCUCAACUUAAACGUUUCAGAUGUUUGUGCGUGGCAGUUAACAUUUAAAAAGAAAAUCAACCAUUUUAUUCUGCCUGGAAUUUCAUAUUUUGAGAAAAUAACAGUGCUUAUGAAAAUAGAUUUCACCCCUGUUAUGAUGAGGUUCUCGGGUAUCAAGUAAUUCAUGAUGUAAGAAUAUACUUAGACACUUUUGAUGGGGAGUUCAUAUAAGUAUUUAAUAGGGAUGUAGCUCAGUUGGUAGAGCAUGGCGUUUGCAACGCCAGGGUUGUGGGUUCGAUUCCCACAGGGGGCCAGUAUGAAAAAUAAAAAUAAUGUAUGCACUCACUAACUGUAAGUCGCUCUGGAUAAGAGCGUCUGCUAAAUGACUAAAAUGUCAAAUGUAAUAGGUACCAUGGUUCAGGGCUCUGCCUCUUGCCAUUUCGAACUACUGAACAAAGACCAUAUCUCACUUAUAUACCCUCUGUUACACGUUUCUUCAACCACAUCUGUUAACCAUCAGUCGGCACUCCCUUCUUUGAUGUUAUUACUCUUUGUUAUUACCCCAAGUCAGUAUAUCCUGUCCAUCAAUCAUUCUAAGAUCAACAUCAGUAAUCUCCUUUGACAUAAUGGAAUGUAGACUCUGUGGCACCAAGUCACUUAUCUACUAACUCUAACCUGGUCCACACAACACUAUGAAAACAUCAUAUCAACCCCUCAACACGUUUUUAGUUUAUUGUUCUUCACAGUUGUUAAUUGAACAUUUCACAUCAUGAAUGCCUAAUUUACACCCUAGGUACGUACGCAACGUAAGAGCACAAUUAGUUGUGCAAAAUGGUGAUCCUGAAAAGUUGUGUCAAGUUACAAAUUAAGUCGCUGCAGUUUUUUAAAUCAAAUCAAACUUUAUUUACAUAGACCGUUUUACAAAGUACAUUAAUCACCCAUAUAUUUAUCUGAAACCUAUAACAUGAAUGAUACAGAGUUGCUUUGCUUUCCUAACAGAAUUGUCCAUAUCCUGCCUUUUUAUUCCCAUCUCCAGACAGAAGAUCUGUGUUAAUUUAAUUAUCUUUACGUUUUCUUAAGUCACUGCACAUGUUUACGUAUUUUUGCUAUGCAAGUAUGCAGGGUAUAAAUUAGACUUAAUAGGAAUCACAGGAGAUUGGUGGCACCUUAACUGGGGAAGACGGGCUCGUGGUAAUGGCCUGGAGCGGAAUAGUAUCAACUACAUCAAACAUAUGGUUUCCAUGUGGUUGAUACCAUUCCAUUAGCGCCGUUCCAGACAUUAUUAUGAGCCGUCCUCCCCUCAGCAGCCUCCACUGAUAGGAAUUAUACAACUGGUGCAUCUGUUUGCGAUGCAUCACCAACUCUGAGUAUUAACUUAUCCAUCUAUGUAUGGAUGCAUCCAGGGUGUUAAACUGACAUGUUAAGUGUUUGGCAUAGAACAAAUGACAAAGUAAAAUACAGUAAUAACUGUCGACGCCCCCCACUCCAUAGUAGAACACAAUGCCCCAUCCCCUUUAAAACACUAUAGGGCCAAAAGGAGAUAAACCAAGCUGUACUGAGUUGGCCUAGUUACAGAUCCACCAUAGUUGUUGGAACCAUGCUAGAAAAGACUACGUGAAAAUAAAAUAUCCAAGCCAGCAUAGUAUGGUUUCGGUUGGCCCUAUAGUGUGAAUCAGGCACUUGAGUACUACAAUGGCAUUAACAAUAGGAACUUGAAAACAGGAACAAUCCAUAGGAUGGAAGUGGUCUGCCAGUUAUUUAUCAGUGAGGACAUCUGUAGUUGUGUAGUCCAGUUGUAGCCUGGCAUUCCUGUAAAAGCUCAUUAAAACAAUCAGUUCAAGGCUUGUGAAGACUUCAGUGAGUGAAGUAUUUCUACCAUUGUAACUAUAUAGACUCAUUUCUAUUGCUAUUCAAACUGUGCCCACUAUUAAAUGAGUGCAGUUCUUCACGUGUCCCGUUUGUCUCUCCUCUUCAGGUGGCUCAAUGAGUUCUGAGUCAGAGGAUUCCUCUUUCCGUGGCCUCAUGAAUAACCAGCUGGGACACAGGUAGUGUGGACGGACUCAAUGGAAAGACCGGGAGGAACAUUUUAUUUUGCGAAACUGAUGAGAAUGUCCAGCAAGACUGUUGUGAAAUUACCAACCACUAGAGAGAGCUGUACCGGCUUUUCCCUCCCUAUUGGUGAUGGAUGAAAAUUGAAAAGCAUAGCUUACCUCAGUGUCAACGUUUUAUAUAAGGAAGUUGCAGACGAAAAAACCCUGUUUUAAAGAACCAGCUUGAAGAAGCAACUCUGUCUUUACUGAUCUCACACAUUUCUGUCACAUGUACAGUGGAGUGCUGGUGCUAUCAAAUAAGAGCUAUAUAUUUACAUGUAUCCAACCUUUCUGGUCCAUCGUAAGGAAGAAAUAAAUAUUUUUCAACACCUGCUGCACUUUGAGACAGUGUACUGUAUUGUUGAUUUUUAUUUUUUAAGGACAUUGUUGAGCAGGCAAUUAGCUAUGCACCUAUGAACAAUGGCAUAACACAGUUUAACUUGACUCCCCCCACCCCGCAAGGUCAUACUUCGGCCCUUUUUCUGUUCAAGCCCUCAAGAACUGUUGUCUGCUAAAGAUGAUAAACUGUUUGCAUCUGUCAGUUUAUUGGCUGUCCAGUAUGCAUACGACCUGUCCCCAGAGUAGUGCUGAGCGAUUAACAGAAUUUUGUUAUUUUUCGGUUUUUAAACAACAAAUUGACAGACGUCGGUUCAAUUAUUUGAAUUUCAUUUUAUUCUGUUUUUUUCUGUGAGCUCAAUGCACAAAGUUUCUCUAGAGAUAAAUCAGAUAUGUUCUGUUUCUUUGACAACUGCUACACAAGAGAGAAGAAUGCGCGAUCGUUAGGGGAUAUAGAGAGCAGCUGUUGCUUCGAGAGGUAUCUCUACUUGAAAAUACAUGACCUAAGUGAUUGAUAGUUGGUAUUCAGCAGUCAUAAAAGUAUGCCUUAUUUAAUUUGAAGAACUACAAAAUAGUGAUUUUGUCAGAUAGCAUAGGCAGCAAUAAUUUUUUCAUAAUUGAACAGAAACUGAACAGACUUCAAAAACACUAAUCGCUCAGCACUACCUCAGAGCUUCCUAUACAGUUAGUCUCUUUCCGUAAUGUGUUGAGGCCGGCAAUUAAGAAGAAAGAGAGGCUCAAUUAAAGUUAUGCUUCAAAUACUUAAGUUCUGAAACAACUCCCUUCUGCCCAGUUUCCCUUAUGUCGCUACGACAAUCAAGCUUUUUUUACCAUCCCUGUAACUGUCACUUCUGCGGAUAUUAUUUUCUCAACUAAAACUCAUAUAGAACUACCUAAGAAGCAUUACUUGCUGACCACACCGUGCAUGUUGAUUUUGUCCACCCACACCAGAUGCGAUCAGGACACGCAGGUUGAAAUCUCAAAAUGAACUCUGAACCAACUAUAUUAAUUUGGGGACAGCUUGCUGUUGCUAGCUAAUGUGUCCUGGGAUAUAAACAUUGGGUUGUUAUUUUAACUGAAAUGCACAAGGCCCUCUACUUCGACAAUUAAUCCACAGAUAAAAGGGUAAACCGAGUUCAUUUCUAGUAAUCUCUCCUCCUUCAGGCUUCUUCUUCUUCAGACUUUAUAUGGCGGUUGGCAACCAACUUUAAGGUGCAUUACCACCACCAACUGGACUGGAGUGUGGACCUCAGUUCAUCUUUCAAUCACCCAUGUGGGUAUAUGCUCCUAAAAACCAAUGGGGAGAGGCGGGACUUGCAGCGCAUCAAGCAUCACAAAUAGAACCAAGUUCUAUUUUAGCGCCUGGCUACGCAGACGCUUGUUGAUGCGCGCGAGCAGUGUGGGUGCAAUCAUUGAAUAACAUGUAUGUGUACAUUUAUUUUGCAACGCGGGCGGUGUGGUCAGUAUGUUAGGCUCUCGGUCUGAUAUGCGCUUUUGAACACCUGAGUAAAAUCCACUCAUUGCACUGGGGCCGUCGUAGCCUUAACCAUGGCAUUUGUUCACUGAUAUCCCCUCAUACUCAGUUUAUUUUGAAUUUUUCACUUUUUCAGUCACAUUCCUGAAGCCCAAGAAACAAACACUUAGCUUCCUAAUACAUAUGGAAAUUAAAAAAGGUUUAUGAAUGACUGAGGGUUACUGUCAAAAUUAUGUUAAUUUAAAUUUUAAAAAGUAGGACGUCGAUGACGGACGCAUGGGCCAACAGCCUUGCAGGGGCUGCCCGGUACGUCAGUGCCUAUGAAGUGGGGGUGGGGAAAGUAGCGAAAGAGUCUUACUUCCUCUGAGAAUAUUAUUUCAAAGUCUAUGACGUGACAAUGUGGCAGAAGCCAUUGUGAAUAUAAAUAGGAAGAACAUAUGUAUUAUUUCUUGCUGUACAGUAAUCACUAAGGAUAAGGCAGUAUUAUUACAACCAUACAGCUACCACUUAGGAGCAACUUUUUUUCCCCUCUUUGUUUUUCAUUAUCAAACCUGUAUUUGUACAUCUCUAAAGAGGCAAUGAGCAUUUAAGGCAGAAUCCCAACUUAAAAUGUACAUAAACUCUUGUCCAAAUCAGCCAAACAGCAUGAUUUAGGUAAAAGUUAGUUAGUUAUUCAUGCAAUUUGUGUUGGGAUUCUGACCCAAGUUAACAUACUGUAUCUUGCAAUCACUUAAUAUAGCAACUCUGGUAAUAUAUUUAAUAACUUUAAUCUUAGGAUCCUAAGAUAAACAUACAUUUUAGUCUUAUCAGCAUAUUUUUGCUCAGCUUAGUUCAUUUUUCAAACAUCCAUUUUAUGAAAUGACUACCGUCAGGGACUCUUAUCUGUUUGUUUUCUCAAUUGUACAAGUCACAAAUGACGUGAAAAUGCAUCUUUGCAUUCUUUUGUCCUAUUUUUGUGAUACUGCAACUACAGGGCCCUUUAUUUUACAAGGGUGCUCUUUACUAGAUGGGUGAUUAUUCUAUACUGUAUACACAUUUGAAUGUUUUAAAGCAUUUUGUGCUUGCAUCAUGUUUUCUCUAAUAAAAAGAAUUAAACAAGCAAACCAUGACAUGUUCUUGUAUUGAUUUCUUAAACAGAGACUCAGCAAUAUGACGUGAUCAUGAGCAGCAAUGUGAACAAAAUCUAUUGCAGAGUAAUGCAGUUUAGUCGUCCCGAUACUGUGGCUUACUUUGUGUAUCUCUGAGCCUACAUCUCACCUGCUGUUGCGGUCAGAAACGUUGUGAGCGCGCUCUACCUCUCUGCAGCACCAAGGCUCUGGUCACCAUUCUCCGGACCACCGCAGAGUCUGUCCGUGGCCUCUCCUUUAACGGCUGGAUAAACUCUGGGAAAUACAGAAGGACUUUACAUUACAGCAAGGAAAGUGGUAAUAACAUG